Pieris macdunnoughi is the source of this 3777-nucleotide messenger RNA. NCBI's taxonomy places the organism in Eukaryota, Metazoa, Arthropoda, Insecta, Lepidoptera, Pieridae. The record is from the annotation of a GenBank genome assembly.
AUGUUUGAUUCUGUCCAAAGUCCAGUUUUGGUGGUAGAACUGACACUAGACCGGUUAGAAGGCACACAGCUACGAGCAUUGGGUCUCCUGCAGGUGUUUGGUCUCAAUGUAACGUUCGCUGUACGGCCACCAGCCCUUACGCCCGCCCAAGCACAGGCUUCCUGCAGCGCAAUUGAGUGCCGUUUGCUUGGACAUUGUUAUGCCUCUUCUGAUUUUACAGAAUUCUCAUGUUCAUGCUUCGAGGGCUAUUCGGGUCCCGACUGCGGUAUCGGCCCACUGUGUCCUACCACAUCUAACUUAUGCAAAAAUAACGGAAUAUGCAGGCAAAUGGGGCCAGCGGCCGUAAGUUGCAUCUGUGCGCCGGGCUACACUGGCGACCUUUGUGAAUCAGAAAUAGCCGCUCCAGAGUGCGGAAUUGAAGAAUGCUCAGAAAACUGUACAGAAGGAAAAAAUUGUGACUGCAAUCCGAAAGACAGUGAUAGCAUGUCUGCUCGUUUUGAAACAAAACUGCAGAUCGCAGAUAGCGAAAACGCAAAUAUAACCAAAGAAGUCACAGAGCAGAUAACUGAUUAUCUGCGAUCAUCAAACAUAACUCUACACGAUGAAAUCGAAGUCUUAAAUAUAAGUUCAGCAAACCACAACAGUCGCACUGUAUGGUUGCGCGUUUGGGGCUUACGGCGUGAGGCCGGCGCAGUUCGAACCGCUUUAGCAAGACUUGCGUCACGCGGCACUGACUCGCUUCGACUCUUGCCCGUGACAUUGCACUUCGAAAUGCAGCCGGCACUUAGCUUACACAAAUUAAUAAUAAAUCAGCAUCCAGAAGUAUGGGAAGGUGCAGAGUUCAUACUGAGUUGUAUGUCUUAUGGCUCACCUAGUAUCACUUUCACGUGGUAUAAGGAUGGAGUCAGAAUCAACUUUAAAGGUACUACGAGAGGUAUAUGGACUCGGACGGUCGCAGAAGACGCGUUAGGCCGCCGUAUGUCAGUACUAGGAGUGUCGUCUGCCAAGAAGCUGGAUAGUGGCAAGUGGUCCUGCGCAGCCGAAGACGCGGGUCGACGGAGGUGUAGUGCCUUGAGAAUUACAGUUUUCCGUCCACCAAAUAUCAUCCUUGUUCCAUCCACACUUACACUGAAUAAAGGUGACAAUGUCAGUAUAACCUGUUUGGCCGGUGCAGGAAGGAUGCAUGGGACAUUAGGGUUCAGUUGGGCUCGAGAGAAAAGUCUCCUUGCCCUGGCACCAGGUCGUGAAGUUUGGGAGGAUCUUUACCCCGCUGGGAGUGUACUUAAAUUAUAUAACGUUCAGAAAUCCGGUGAAUACAGCUGUCAAGUGUCAUCAGCAGCUGGUGCCAACUCUAAAUCCGUCACAGUGUGGGCACUGAGCCCAACUGAAGAUGUGUGUCCAAGUGAACCCUCCCAUGGUAUACGAUGGCCUCAAACCGCUCCAGGUGCUCAUACUGUGGCUAACUGCCCAGUUGGAUAUACUGGUGAAACUACAAGAUUUUGUGAACCAAAAACGAUUCAAUCUGGCGUAAAGUGGGCUCAUCCAAAUUUCUCCGGCUGCAUCGACGAAUCAUUACAAGAUACUUAUGAACAGUUCACUCGAAUAUCUUACGGAUACUCCUGGGUGCCCGUAAACGAUGUUUUACGCCAAUACGGAUCAAUACUCCGAUCUCUGCCUAGUCAUCCGGGUGCCGCUACAGUACCACUUCACCAUAAUAUUGAUAUCCUAAAUUAUCUCCGGUCUCCCGUGGCUCAGAGGAAAGAUAGAGAAUUAAGUGCUGAACCACUCUUGAGGAUAUACGACAUGUUGCUAAAGUAUCCCGAUGGGUUCCUGGAUGAGCAGAAAAUUUACGAUCUCCAAAACGCAAUAGUGGACACAGCGACAAUGAAGGAAGAGCUUCAUUUUGUGGGCCAAGACUAUUCUGCAGAAGUCAGAUUAGUAUUAGACAAGGCACACUUCGUUUUCCCAUUAAGCCCGAAUUCUGAAGAAUGGUUAUUGACAUCUAUGGACGUGGAAGUAGAGGGUCAGGGGAACGUGUCUAUGGCUGUAGUUAAUUAUAAGGAUCUGUCGUCUUGCCUACCUUCUUUGCGAAGAUCUAUUGGACUUAUGGGCGAUCGUGAAGUUGAAUACAAUAUGGCGUCUUCACAAUCUCAAGUUCGAGCGUAUGGUGGGCAUGAUGCCCAAUAUAUAGUCACACUGCUUUUCACACAUGCAAAGAAUUACACCGCUAUUGAAUCGAAGUUGGCCUGCGGCUUACGAACCGCAACAGAUCCUUCGACUUGGGAUAUAAAUGCGUGCGAAGUGAGGGUCCCUGAGCCAAGCCACAUUUCUUGUCGAUGUCGUGGUUUGGCUACGUACGCGCUCUUCACUGUUGCACGCUCCACACUCACAGAUGCAGAAAGGGACCUGGGUGAAAUUGUUAAAGUGACGGUUGGCUUGGGAGGUGCACUGUGCCUUAUGGCCGCCUUCAUACAGUUCGUGACUGCAAUAUCUGGCGGCCCAAGACUAGCGGCAAUUUUAAGAAUGGUUACUGCUGCGUCAAAUGCGGCUGCUUUGCUGACGUUACUCGAAUGCGAUACUAGGCAGGAAGAAUCGUGUCCGGGUGUAUAUGGGUGGAUUUGCGCAGCGAGUUGGUGCAUCGCGUGUGCCGCACUUUGCGCACAGCCUUUAUUACUGCAAGCCGAGUUAGCUGGACGACCACAGAGAGCCAGCUCCGUUGGAAUACUUGCUGGUUUCGGUACCAUAGUAUGGCUUUGCGCUAGACUAUGGGGUGGGGCCCCACUACAGCUAGGCUCUGGUGCUCAACUUAUAUGCGCAGGCGGCUGUACGCUGCUGACGCUACUAUGUGCGGUUUUAGCGUUUUGCGCUGCGUAUAACAUGCGCAUAGUUAAGCGCAAGGUGCCGGCUGAGAGGCGGACUUAUUUAAGUAACAGAAUUCGCAUAGUCCGUCAUACUCUCAUCCUAUUGGUCACGACGUCUGCCGCGCAGAUGGCCAGCAUUGCGUACGCGCAACCUGGUGACCGAAAAUUAACCCUUGUUGCCGGACUUGCCGUUACCGCAUUGGCUGAUGGAUUGUCAAUGUUCCUCUGCUACGUGUUAUGUGAUGACGACAGCAUUCAACUCGCGCGUCGAUUAAUGUCCCUUCCUUCAGGCAAUAAGCAGCGAGGAGACACCACAUUAAGCUUGUACAUCGCACAAAGCGGAGAGGCCGAGAGUCUAGGCUUCGACGGUUCCUCUCCCAUCACUCCGCUCUCUUCUUACUGGAGGUUCGAUAGUCCCUCUAAGAUUCACAGAAAUUCGCAAGAUAGUCGCGCUGAUAUAGUGCGAAGUACCGAAUACACCGCCAGCCCGCAUAAUCCGAGAAAAAUUAACACUCGGGCCCUUUGCGACCUCAUCCCUCAGCCUGAUUUAAGCUCCACAUACAUUGAGCUGAAAGUCCCCAAACAAGAUAUCCUUAACUUCGAUCCUCCUAACAAAGUAAGACCCUUUAAAAUUAAUUUCACAGAUCUCAACAUACCUAGAUGCACCUUAUGCCAAUCUAACCCAGACAUAUCCCUUCCAAUAAAAAGCUGUUUGAAAAAACCAAAAAUUUUCACAUCCAGUAUUUCAUUACCAGCCGAGGAAAAUCUAAAAACAAAUAUAGAGUUAAUUAAUAUUAAGUGGAAUCAGGUGUACGAUUCUCCAACGGACCAAAUGAUUAAUAAAAUUUCUCAUGAUUUAGAUUUUUUGCUAAAUAGAAAGAAUAAAGAUAUUCAAAUACAGGAAGCGCCCACCUAG